Molecule: messenger RNA, 1261 nt
Organism: Vollenhovia emeryi
Lineage: Eukaryota; Metazoa; Arthropoda; Insecta; Hymenoptera; Formicidae
Gene: dbe
Product: KRR1 small subunit processome component homolog
Exons: 1
Coding region: 124-1149 (341 amino acids)
Cellular component (GO): nucleolus; small-subunit processome
Molecular function (GO): RNA binding
Source: RefSeq, a predicted model, not a curated record
GCGCUGAUUGUCUUCUCGUUUCCGGAAGUUUGAAUUGAUCGAAAGUUCGGAACAUAACCUCCAUUCAUUUACGCACGCAUUCGCGUUUACGUUGCGUUGAUUGUCGCUAUCGCUUCAAAUCGCAUGAGAAUGGUUCGUUCGAAAAAAAGUACGAAAGCGCAGAAGACCGGGCCGGUCGACAAUGCGUGGUCGUUGAAGAUACCAGAUUUCAAAGAAGAGGACAAUCCGCAUCGCCUGCUCGAGGAGAGCUCGUUCGCGACGAUGUUUCCCAAGUAUCGCGAGCAGUACUUGAAGGAGCAUUGGCCGCUAAUUCAGAAAGCUCUGGCCGAUCACCACAUCAAGGCCGAGAUGGAUCUCAUCGAGGGGAGCAUGACUGUGAAGACCACCAGGAAGACCUGGGACCCGUACAUCGUCAUCAAGGCACGCGACAUGAUCAAGCUCAUGGCUCGUUCGGUUCCCUUCGAGCAAGCAGCCAAAGUUCUCCAGGACGACAUUACCGCGGAUGUCAUCAAGAUAUCCUCUCUUGUCAGAAACAAGGAUAAGUUCGUCAAGCGGAGACAGCGGCUCAUUGGACCGAACGGAUGUAAUUUGAAGUCCAUCGAGCUGCUCACGAACUGCUACGUCGUGGUCCAGGGUCAAACCGUUUCGGCGUUGGGUCCUCACAAGGGUGUGCAGCAGGUGAGGAAAUUGGUGGAGGAUACCAUGAAAAAUAUCCAUCCCGUUUACAGCCUCAAGACAUUGAUGCUCAAGCGGGAGCUCGCCAAGAAUCUCAAGCUAAAAAAUGAGAACUGGGAACGGUAUUUGCCCAAGUACAACAGCAAGAACAUCAGUAAGCGUAAGCAACCGAGGAAGAAGAAGGAGAAGAAGCCGUACACUCCGUUCCCGCCGCCUCAACAAGAAAGCAAGCUUGACAAGGCGAUUGCGUCCGGCGAGUACUUCCUGAAGGAGGAUCAGAAGAGGGCGAAGAGGAAAAAGGAACAGGAAGCGAAACACGAGGAGGCGACCAAGAAGAGGCAGGAGCGCAGAGCGCAGGCGUUUGUACCACCUGAAGAGAAACCUGUGGAAAGUGAAACUGCGAAGGCUGACCUAGACAUUGCUAAAAUAAAACUGAAAGUUCGGCAGGGAUUGAAAAAACGUAAAACAGCAUAGUGUAUACGGACAUUUUUAAAAUAUCAACAAUGUGUAAAAAGCAAUGUAAAAUGUUAAGUUUUGUUACACAAAUAUAAAUUUACGGAGAUACUCCGUUAUUUUAUUAGAAAAA